Molecule: messenger RNA, 1772 nt
Organism: Lingula anatina
Lineage: Eukaryota; Metazoa; Brachiopoda; Lingulata; Lingulida; Lingulidae
Biological process (GO): intracellular signal transduction; protein K6-linked ubiquitination
Cellular component (GO): BRCA1-BARD1 complex; BRCA1-A complex
Molecular function (GO): ubiquitin-protein transferase activity; protein binding
Source: RefSeq, a predicted model, not a curated record
UUCACAUUACUCUUCCAUAAAAAUUACCAAUUCAAAAUGUUUUUAUCGUCAAAGAAUUACUAAAAAUUGUAAUAAUUAGACGGUAAACUUAUAUGUAUAAAAAUUAAGUUGGAACGUCGUGAAGCAUGUUAAGCUCUUUUCUAAUGAAGGAAGGAAAUACGCCAACCUUGUGGUUACCCGACUUCUCCCAGAUUUGACUUUAUUGUUGUUAUUUGCUUGCAGAAGGAAUUUUUCCUGUCUUUGUCUUCAGUUUUAUUUUUGACAAUGUAGCUAUCACAAAAAGAAGGUAGUGUUUAAUGCAUGGAUUACAGGAGCAAGGACAGAUGUCAACAUCAGACGAUAACCCCUUGUUUCAAGCUGUCACAGAAGGGGACAUAACAACUUGUAGACAGCUAAUACAACAAGGAUGUGAUCUUGACAAGCCAGGAUUGAUUAGAGGCUACAACCUGAAAAUGUCCCCAUUGUCCCAGGCCAUACGAACUGAAAAUAUAGAAAUUGUGAAGUUGUUGGUGUGGGCUGGGUGUGAUAUGGAAGCAGUGGACAGUUUAGGGUCUAGCUCCCUGCAGCUAGCAAUUAACCAUGGCUCUGCUGAGAUAGUGAGGGCUUUAAUACAGGGAGGGUGCAACGUGAACCGUGGCUUGAAUGAUAUCAACUUCACACCUUUGCAUGCAGCAUGUGCUGGCAGCAAUAAGGAUGUCAUACAGGCAUUGCUGGAAGCAGGAGCUAACCCUAAUGAGAUUGAACUCGACUACAGACUCACGCCAGCCUUCUACACAUCUUCUCUGGACAUCUUCAAGCUCCUGGUCCAGUAUGGCCUGGACAUCAACUCUCGCAGUCGUUCCGGUGAAAGCACCCUCCACCACGCCAUACUCUCAGGCAACCCACAGCUGGUUGAGUUCGUGAUCGGUUGUGGCGUGGAGCUCAACCACAACCAAGUCCAGUACAAGUUCUCUGCCACCAACUACUUACAGCUGUGCACCACUCGGUCACCGUUCUAUCUAGCCCUGGAGGAGCAGAGGUACUCAUUUUGCCAGCUGCUGUUACAGCAUGGGUGCGAUACAGGGUUCGUGAUGGAAAAAGGAGACGCCUUGCUGAGGAUAUUAAAUAGCGGGCAGCUUGACCUGGUCAUGGUGUUGGUCGAGGCUGCGGGCAACUAUGACUGGACAAAGCUGGUGGACGUCGGGAUGAUUUCCUAUAUUGUUGGAAGAGAGAUUAUUGACCAGAUCCUGGAAUAUUUAACAGCUGUUUCCAGGAAUCCUUUCUCUCUGAAAUCUCUGGCAAGAUUGACUUGUAGAAGACACAUUCAGAGUCUGUCGAAGAACAAAAGCAUAUGGCCAUGUAUACAGCUUCUUCCUGUGCCAAAUAUACUCAAACGUUACCUUUGCUUAAAAAUAAUUUAAUCUGACCGCAACAAAUUAAUUGUGAACUUUUUGAAAUAUGUCUUGUCUGGAUAUUUUUAAAAAGGAAAAAGUAAAGAAAACGUAUUGGAAUAAACAUUUCAGCGCCAGUAUUUCUAACCUCAUGCUUAUUGCUCAUCAGCAGGUGCUCCAACUAGUGGGAGAUGUUGGUUUUUGGAGCCUCAGGGUAUUAUUUUGUAUUAAAGGACCUGUGAGUGAUAUACAAACUUUGAUCUAUGAGAGAUAGUAUCAAAUAGUGGCAUUGAACGACAUUUUGUUGAGUAAUUAUUAUACCUUAUUAUACCCUAUUAUGUUCAGACACAGAUGUUCAUUUUCUAAUACUCCAUGUCUAAAAAUAAAAUUUCCAUUGAUUCA